AUGGAGCACAAUCAGAUCAAUGGCGCCAAGAAAGAGCCAAAUUACAGAGGGGUAAAAGCCUUGCCUUUCAUAAUAGGAAACGAGACAUUUGAAAAGCUUGGGACAAUCGGGACAUCAUCUAAUCUGUUAGUCUACCUCACGACGGUGUUCAACAUGAACUCCAUAACGGCCACAAACAUCCUCAACAUUUUCAACGGGACUUGCAUGAUCGGGACUUUGGUAGGCGCUUACAUGUCCGACACUUAUCUCGGCCGAUACAAGACCAUCGGCAUAGCUUCAAUUUCCUCUUUCCUGGGGAUGCUGGUCUUAACCCUCUCUGCAGCAUUUCCCCAACUACACCCCUCAAAAUGUGGGCCCCAACAACAAGGCGCGUGCCACGGGCCCUCAUCGGGCCAGCUCACUUUCUUACUCACCUCAUUCGGGCUUCUAAUACUCGGGGCCAGCGGGAUAAGGUCCUGCAACCUGGCUUUCGGCGCCGACCAAUUCAAUCCGAACACGGAGUCGGGCAAGAGGGGCAUCAACAGCUUCUUCAAUUGGUACUACUUCACGUACACGUUCGCCAUGAUCCUCUCGUUGACAGUCGUCGUGUACAUUCAGUCCAACGUGAAUUGGGCCAUCGGGCUCGGCAUCCCGACUUCCCUAAUGCUCCUUUCGUGCGUGUUUUUCUUUAUUGGGACGAGAAUUUACGUUAAGGUUAUGCCCGAGGGUAGCCCGUUGUUGGAUUUCGUCCGCUCAUUGGCGGCUGCGUUCAAGAAUCGGAAAUUGGAGCUGCCCGAACGGCCGUGGGACUCGCUGUUUGAUCAUGUACCCGCGGACUCGAUUAUCUCGAGACUUGCUUACACCGAUCAAUUCGGGUUUCUAAAUAAAGCGGCUAUCCAAAAACCGGGCGACGUCAUAAACCCGGACGGCUCGGCCGCGGAACCCUGGAAUCUCCGAAGCGUGCAACAAGUCGAGGCGGUAAAGUGCGUCAUUCGAGUAAUCCCCGUUUGGAUCGCCGGGAUAGUGUACUACAUAUUCUGGGUUGUAACCCAAAACUACGUCGUUUUCCAGGCAAUCCAAACGGACCGCAAGCUAGGCAGGGGCGAUUUCGUCAUUCCAGCUGCGACUUACCAAGUCUACACCAUGAUUACAAUCUCCGUGUGGAUCCCGAUCUACGACCGGCUUCUCGUGCCCUUCCUCCGAAAAAUCACCGGAAACGAGGAGGGAAUCACGGUCCUACAACGAAUCGGGAUCGGGAUGGUGUUUUCCGUGCUGACUAUGAUUUUGUCGGGCCUCGUGGAGCAUCACCGUAGGACGUUGGCUCUUACGGGGCCCACAUUGGGCUUUGUCCCGAGGAAAGGGGCGAUUUCAUCCAUGUCGGGAAACUGGUUGAUUCCUCAGCUGGUGUUGGCUGGGUUGUCCGAGGGAUUCUCUGUAAUUGGAUUUGUCGAAUUUUUCUACAAGCAGUUUCCUGAGAACAUGAGAAGCUUGGGCCCGUCGGUGUUGUUUAGCGGGUUUGCGGUUUCUAAUUAUUUGAGUAGUUUCUUGAUCUCGGGGGUUCACCGGACGACGGAGGUCCGGGACGGAGGUAACUGGCUGGCGGAGGAUCUUAACCGGGGAAGGUUGGAUUGGUUCUACUACUUGGUGGCGGGUUUGGAGAUUGUGAACUUGGGUUACUUCUUGGUUUGUGCUAAGUGGUAUACGUAUAGGAAAACCGAUAGCAGCACAAAUGAUGUGCCCGUGUUGAAAAUGUGA
Molecule: messenger RNA, 1734 nt
Organism: Striga hermonthica
Lineage: Eukaryota; Viridiplantae; Streptophyta; Magnoliopsida; Lamiales; Orobanchaceae
Source: the annotation of a GenBank genome assembly